AUGCCUGAGGAGCAUCCUCGCCCGCUUGGUUCUGGCCCUGCCUUUGACAAGAUCGAAAACUUCAACUUCUUGUUUAGUCGACACGAUCCAUCAACCAAGAGUCGACCAUAUUCCCUUGACACUGACACCGGGCUGGUCCCGUUUGGCAACGUGAAUAUGGAUUACGAUCAAACGGAAGGCAUGGGAGGCUUGUCCGUUAGCUCUUACGAUAGCAUAGACGAUGACCGCUCUUUGGAUCUUCGGGGUUAUCCCUAUCAUGGUCCUACUGGUGACAAGUCCAUCAAUUACUCUAUCCCCGAUCACAUGAUGCCGUACUCGGCUCACUCCAUCUACCCGCCUGUCCCAUUUGCGCCCGACGAGCUCGGCCACGCUCCGGGACAGAUGACUCCCUCGGACGUCUCAUCGUCCAUCUCCCCGCCCAAUGGCCAGAUGGGCAACACCAAGUACAGCACCUCAAUCCCUGGGGACCGCAUCGCUGCGGCCCUCGGCCAGGAGGAAGGUGUACGCUAUGCCGCUGAAGAGGACCGGCGCCGCCGCAAUACGGCCGCCAGUGCUCGUUUCCGUCAGAAGAAGAAGCAGCGUGAGCAGGUCCUCGAGCGCACUGUCCGCGAGACCACCGAGAAGAACGCCUCUCUCGAGGCUCGCGUGGCUCAACUUGAGAUGGAGAACCGUUGGUUGAAGAACCUCUUGACUGAAAAGCACGAAGCCACGACUCGGAUGCCACCGCCUCCCGUGGAUAGCGGCGCCUUAGAACCCAAAUCAACUGGUGGCCGGGGCCAAAAAAACAUCCAGCCUAAGAAGAAGGGUGUGGGCACUGACGAGUAA
Molecule: messenger RNA, 825 nt
Organism: Penicillium odoratum
Lineage: Eukaryota; Fungi; Ascomycota; Eurotiomycetes; Eurotiales; Aspergillaceae
Product: bZIP transcription factor
Exons: 2
Coding region: 1-825 (274 amino acids)
Biological process (GO): regulation of transcription by RNA polymerase II
Cellular component (GO): nucleus
Molecular function (GO): RNA polymerase II transcription regulatory region sequence-specific DNA binding; DNA-binding transcription activator activity, RNA polymerase II-specific
Source: RefSeq, a predicted model, not a curated record